AUGCAGCUCCGAAGCGGUAAGCGCAAGAUCGACGCGUACCAGCCCACGUUCGAUCCCAACUUGGAUAUCGCGACCGUGGUCUUCUCGCACGUGCAGUGCGUCGGGACCCGCCUCAGGCUCGCCCAGGUGAGUAAGUUGUGGAGGGACGCCUCGAAGCUUGCGGCUGGGUACCCUCGCAGGUUCGACUUUAGCGACGCGGAAGCUAAGCACCUCAAGAUGGAGGAUUUGCGGAAGUACUCUUUCUUGAUAGACAACGACGUGGCACUGUCUCUGCCCCGUGAACAGGUCUUCGAGCUUCUGGAGUCUUUCAGGGAGAAGUUGGGCGUUCCCCUUUGGUCUCCACAGGAGUACCUGUUGCACUUUGCUGCCUUCAUCGGGAGUGUAAGGAUGCUAAAAUGGGCGCGGGAGAACGACAUGCUUUGGCCUCCGACGAGUAUUGAUUACGCAUGGCCCGCUGCUUAUCGUGGACACCUGCCCGCUCUCCAGUGGUUGCACGAGAAUGGGUGCCCGAUGGACGAGCGAGCGUGCCUUUACGCCGCAGAAAACAAACAAUGGCACUGCCUGCGGUACCUGGUGGACAACAAGUGCCCCGGGUGGGAACGCUUCAGCGUUCCCAAAACAUACGCUCACCGCCUGAGAUGA
Micromonas commoda is the source of this 642-nucleotide messenger RNA. RefSeq lists its product with no specific name. NCBI's taxonomy places the organism in Eukaryota, Viridiplantae, Chlorophyta, Mamiellophyceae, Mamiellales, Mamiellaceae. The coding region runs from base 1 to 642 and encodes 213 amino acids. The transcript has a single exon. The record is from RefSeq and is a predicted model, not a curated record.